Messenger RNA from Phanerochaete carnosa HHB-10118-sp, 1030 nucleotides. RefSeq lists its product as uncharacterized. The record is from RefSeq and is a predicted model, not a curated record. Gene Ontology annotation, biological process: regulation of endocytosis. The coding region runs from base 138 to 848 and encodes 236 amino acids. Gene Ontology annotation, cellular component: endosome. The transcript has 6 exons. NCBI's taxonomy places the organism in Eukaryota, Fungi, Basidiomycota, Agaricomycetes, Polyporales, Phanerochaetaceae. Gene Ontology annotation, molecular function: GTPase activity; GTP binding.
ACAACCAUCCUAAUCUCACUCUGCCUUGCCUCCCUGUGUCUCUAAGUCUCCAAGCUAUCGAGCGUACCGCUAUCUAUUCUUUUCUCUCUUAUCCAGCUGUUACUCUGAGCCCUACAGUCUGAGCCGCGGGCCUUGUGAUGUCGGGAGUCGCUUGGCAUUAUGUCUUAAAGUUCAUCAUUACAGGUGACGCAGCUGUGGGCAAGUCCUCACUGCUCAUCCGCCUCACCGACCAACGUUUCCUAGCAAACCCGGAUCCUACUCUAGGAGUUGAAUUCGGCUCGAAGCUGAUCACGAUACCUGAAGAGAACAAAGUGGUGAAACUGCAAUGUUGGGACACAGCAGGGACUGAAUCCUUCCGCUCAAUCACCCGCUCGUACUACCGCGGCGCAGCAGGCUGCCUGCUCGUGUACGACGUCACCUCGCGACAAAGCUUUGUAAACGCGCGCUCGUGGCUCCAGGACGUCCGCGAACACGCCGACCCACAUCUGACGUGCAUCCUCGUCGGCAAUAAAGUCGACCUGUGUUUGGACGAGGGGCCCGCAGACCCGAGUCAGGAUCCGCCGCCGCCGCCGUCGGACACACUGUCAAAGCCAGGGAAGCGGAAGCGUGAGGUGUCGACAGAGGAAGCGGAGAUAUGGGCGCAGGAAGAGGGUCUGCUCUUCGUGGAGACAAGCGCCAAGUCAGGCGUGAACGUCGAGAUGGCGUUCGAGCGUGCAACCAGGGACAUCUUAGAGAAGGUUCGCAAGGGUGCGUUUGAUGAAGAUCGCUCUCCUGGAGUUAAAUUGUCGCAAUCCAGAACUGACGGACUCGCCGUUGAUACAACAGCUUCGGCAUCACGGUGCUGUUGACCUGUCGUGUGCUGAUAGUGGGGAUAUUUCGAUGUUUUAUAUACCAGCGGGCCUGAUGGACUGCGGGCAUCUUUGUGAGAUGGUGCUUGUGCGUACAUGUAUUUCUUUCUUGAGCUUCUCGCCAUGUCGUGUACAUGUGUAUUUUAAUCUGUGUAUCAUCGUAACUACGCUUCUAUCCCGAC